Molecule: messenger RNA, 2308 nt
Organism: Geodia barretti
Lineage: Eukaryota; Metazoa; Porifera; Demospongiae; Tetractinellida; Geodiidae
Source: the annotation of a GenBank genome assembly
AGAAACCCUGAAAAAUCAACCACCUUAUCCUCCCACUUUCUCUGCGUGCUUCUACUUCCUCCCUUCCCUUCAAGGGCGACCUCCACUCCACACAUAAUUCUCCGCAACUUCGACGAGGAGCAGAAUAUGUCCGUGAACGCAGUCUCCGCCAAGUGCCCGUUCCUCGCCCGCGUCCCAGCCUCCUUCCUCGGUCACGCCGGGCCCUCUCUCAACAUGUACGGCCAGCGCUGUCCAGUCAUGGCUCGCAUGUUCCACCGAGCAGCUCCCGGAGGCUUCAACCGGGCGCCACUGACCAAGACACUGUCGCUGGAAAAGUUCUACAGGUCGGUGCACGCGUUGCCUCGAAUGUCGGGUGCUGGAGGCUUGAGCAAGUGUCCUUUCCGAGCCGCCGUCCAAUCUCAACGGCUGCACACUGCUGCCCCUGCAUCCCAGACCUCUCCUGCCGUAUCUGAGGGGAAUAAAGCUGUCGUGUCGGCUCAAUUGAAGCAAGAGGUCUUACCCAGGGAAGGAGUGUGCGGAGUGAAACGGGCAACCAAAGACGGCAAUUGCGAAUGUGCUGCACAAGGCUUGCAACCUGUCGGAAAAUGUCCAUUCCGUUGGUCCAAGUUUGUGAAGGACACGGUCACCGAGACGGUUCAGCGAACCAUUGGCCCCAGCAUUUCUCCUGCAGUACCUCUAUCAGAUGGUGGCAAACUGGACUACGAGACAUUUUUCGGGGACAAAAUUGAGGCCAAACGAAGGGACAACUCGUAUCGGACGUUCCGAGUGAUGGCGCGGCAGGCCCGUCAGUUCCCCCGUGCCAACCACUACCCUGAUCCGGGGAUGGAGUACGAUGAGGGACAGAAAGUGACUGUUUGGUGCAGCAACGACUACAUGGGAAUGAGCAAACACCCUGCGGUCGUAAAGGCAACAAUCAACGUGAUUGAGGAGAAUGGAGUGGGUGCUGGAGGCACUAGGAACAUAUCUGGCACCAGCUACCACCACGUCCAGCUGGAAAAAGAGGUUGCGAAACUCCACCGCAAGGAGGCCGGGCUCAUCUUCAGCUCUUGCUAUGUGGCAAACGACGCAACGCUCACCACGCUCGGGAAGAUGCUCCCGGACUGCGUUUACUUCUCCGACGCGGCGAACCACAACUCGAUGGUGAUUGGGAUGCGACACAGUUUGGCCAAGAAGGAAAUCUUCCACCACAAUGACCCGGAUCAUCUCGAAACACUCCUCAAAAAGUACGACAAGAACCAGGCAAAGAUAGUCGCGUUUGAGUCUGUCUACUCGAUGUCCGGUAAUAUUUCCCCCAUCAAAGAAAUUUGCAAAGUGGCCCGCAAGUACAACGCUCUGACGUUUAUCGAUGAAGUUCACGCAGUGGGGCUUUACGGGGAGCAUGGAGCAGGAGUGGGAGAGAGGGAAGGGUUAAUGGAUCAACUCGAUAUAGUCUCGGGGACGCUCGGAAAGGCGUUUGGCGUUGCCGGUGGCUACAUUGUGGGGUCUGAAAAACUGGUGGAUAUGGUUCGGAGCUACGCGGAUGGGUUCAUAUUUACCACUGCCAUGCCACCCAUGCAAGCGGCGGCUGCACGCAGAUCGAUCCAGAUCCUGGCCUCCGAGGAAGGGAGGGAGCUGAGGCAGAAACACCAGGCAUCCGUCGCCAAUCUGAGACGUCUUCUAAAAGAAGCCCGCCUCCCUGCCCUGCCUAGUCCGAGCCACAUUGUUCCCUUACAUGUAAGUAUUGUAGUAGCCAGCCUGUGGGAGUUGUGUGUACUUAGUGUGAUGCGAUAUGUAUAUAUGUAUGUAAUUAUAUCAGGAUAGUGUAUAGUGACCACUGCUAGUAGUAGAACAAAAGAAUUUGCUCCGUGGCUACACCUUGCAUGUUCUCAUUUCCUGACAGUAUAUACACACAAUGUUUCAUCACGCUGCUUUCUCUUCCUCUCUCUCCACACACACACACACAGGUCGGCAAUGCCAAGAAGUGUACGGCUGCCUCCAUGCUCCUGAUGGAAAAGCACAGGAUCUACGUCCAAGACAUCAACUACCCGACUGUCGCACGGGGUAAAGAGAAGCUCCGGAUCGCUCCGACUCCGUUCCACACCCCCGAGAUGCAGGAGAAGUUUGUGGCAUCAGUGGUGGACGUUUGGCAGGAGCUCGGACUCGACUUGCUGGAGCCUAAUCUCAAGGAGUGUCGUGGCCAUGCCCCCAUGCAUGGUUUCCUUGGAAACGUUCAACUGGCAGCAUGAUACGAUAUCAAGAACACAAUCUGAAAUGUAGAAUAGUCCAAUAUUUUUAUCUGACUCUAAUAGGCUUGUGUGAAUCAGAGACA